UACCGCUUCUCAAAAGCACAGCUUUCUGCAUAUCGUGAACUAAAGCUUUAAAGUUUUAGACAGACUACUAUGAUUGCAAAAUGGUAUUUCCUUUCCAUGCAAUAAAAGGGAACUUGAGUGUGCUGUGAUGUUGAAACAUAGCAGUUUGUUCUUAUCUUAGUAUCAAAUACAUGGUGACUAUGAUUUUUUGGAGCACUUUGUCUCGAGGAAAGAAAAUGAAUGUAUUGUUUCUUGUUGUGACAGCAAUGCUUCCCAUCAUCUGCAAAGGCAGAAGUAAAGCUCAUGAUACUGUCAUUGAAAAGAAAGGGAAUUCUGCUGUGCUGCCAUCUAAUUUUACAUAUGAGCCAUUGGCAAAAGGUGAAAAGAUAAAUAUUAUAUGGCUGAAAAAUCACCAUAAUUUAAAGAGGGCAGAAAUCGUGUUAAACUGUUCAGCAAACAGAAGAACGUGCAACAAAAACAAGGACAACCGAUUUCAGUUAAUAGGAAACGUCUUUGACCAAAAUGGCUCAGUGCUGCUAAAAGAUCUGCAGUUAUCAGACACAGGGUCAUAUUACUACCGCCUGGAGUUUCCUGACAGCACAUUAACAUCCUGGACAUUCAUAGAACCAACCAACCUCACAGUUCAAGGAUCUCCUGAAAUUUUGUUGGAUGUUAUUUAUUGGUUUUUCAAACCUACAAAAGAUGUUGAUUCUUCUCCCAUUCCCCUUUAUUUUUUAUAUUCUAGGAUCUGCUGA
This is a messenger RNA of Erpetoichthys calabaricus (reedfish), 734 nucleotides long. Its product is annotated as sialoadhesin-like. Lineage: Eukaryota; Metazoa; Chordata; Cladistia; Polypteriformes; Polypteridae. Bases 171 to 734 code for a protein of 187 amino acids. Gene Ontology annotation, cellular component: plasma membrane. Gene Ontology annotation, biological process: regulation of bone resorption; regulation of actin cytoskeleton organization; regulation of osteoclast development. The record is from RefSeq and is a predicted model, not a curated record. The transcript has 3 exons.